GAACUGAGUACUUUCGCACAACCUUACGGGUUAGUAAAUUCAGCGAAAUCUCGCCGAAAAAUCCUGUAAACUCUGCAGUGAUUUUCUGUCUUUGCAGAAAGUUUUCCCCAAAUAAUCAAGCACCAUGAGCUUCGACGAUGAUGAUGAGUAUAUGGCCCAGGCCGAUGACUGGGAUAGAGCCACUGUGCUCGAUCCGAUGUGGGAAAUCCAGCAAACGAAGACAUUCACAGCGUGGUGCAACUCCCAUCUUCGGAAGUCAGGAACGCAGAUCGAGGAUAUUGGCAAAGACUUCUGCAAUGGGCUGAAGCUGAUCAACCUCCUGGAGGUGAUCUCCGGGGAGCGACUCGCGAAGCCUGAGAAGGGAAAGAUGAGGGUGCACAAGAUCUCCAACGUGCAGAAGGCCUUGGAUUACAUCCAGAGUAAAGGGGUGCGGCUGGUCAGCAUUGGGGCAGAAGAGAUUGUUGACAGCAAUUUGAAGAUGACGCUGGGUAUGAUCUGGACCAUUAUUCUCCGCUUUGCCAUCCAAGACAUUUCUGUAGAAGAAUCCACGGCCAAGGAAGGGCUGCUCUUAUGGUGUCAGAGGAAGACGGCCCCUUACAACAAUGUCCGCGUCCAGAACUUCCACACGAGCUGGAAGGAUGGUUUGGCGUUCUGUGCUCUAAUCCACAGACAUCGUCCUGACCUUCUUGAUUACAACAGUCUAAGUAAGGAUGAUCCCCAGAAGAAUUUGGAACUUGCCUUUGAAGUGGCUGAGAAGCACCUGGACAUUCCCAAGAUGUUGGAUCCCCAAGAUAUUAUCAACACGGCCAAGCCAGACGAACGCUCCAUCAUGACUUACGUCUCAUGCUACUACCACGCAUUCGCUGGAGCUCAACAGGCAGAGAAUGCAGCUAACCGUCUCUGUAAGGUCUUGAGAAUGAAUCAAGACAACGAGAAACUCAUGGAUGAGUAUGACCGACUCGCCAGUGACCUACUGGAGUGGAUUAAACGUAAGCGCCCAUGGCUUGAGGACAGAACUCUGCCAGAAAACAACUUGCCAGCUGUCCAGAGUCUUCAAGUAGCAGAGGAUAAGCUUGACGAGUUCCGCAACUAUCGUGGGAAGGAGAAGCCUCCGAAGACAGAAGAGAAGGGCCAGUUAGAGACGAACUACAACACCCUGCAGACUAAACUCCGUCUCAGCAACAGACCUGCGUACAUCCCACAGGAAGGCAAACUGGUCUCGGAUAUAGCCAAAGCAUGGAAGGGGCUGGAGCAGUCUGAACGUGGCUUUGAAGAUUGGCUGCUGUCGGAGAUGAGAAGACUGGAGCGCUUGGAUCACUUGGCAAGGAAGUUCCAUCACAAGUGUAACAUCCACGAGGGAUGGGCAGAAGGCAAGGAACCAGACCUUGAAAAUAAUGACUACACAGGAGUCAAGCUCAAUGAAAUUUAUGCAUUGAAGAAGAAACACGAGGCCUUUGAGAGUGACCUGGCAGCCCAUCAAGACCGUGUAGAACAGAUUGCUGCUAUCGCUCAAGAAAUGAAUAUCCUGGAGUACCAUGACAUCGGACCCAUCAAUACUCGAUGCCAGGCAAUCUGUGAUCAAUGGGACCGGUUGGGUACCUUGACUUCUGCACGCAGACUAACACUGGAAAAAAUAGAAAACCUUUUGCAAAGAGUGGACUCACUGUUCUUAGACUUCGCCAAGAAGGCCGCACCGUUUAACAAUUGGAUGGAGGGAGCCAAUGAAGACCUGGUAGAUGUCUUCAGUGUUCACACUGUGGAUGAAAUCAGAGGUUUGAUCCAACCUCAUGAAGACUUCAAAGCAACUCUUCCUGACGCUCAGCUAGCCUUCGACGAUCUGGUGGAGAUCGGCAACAAGAUCAAGAACCUGUUUGCGGAACACGACCUGAAUAUGGACAAGUCCAAUCCUUACUCAACACUCAGUGUAGAGGAUUUGGUCAGUAAGUGGCAAGAGGUGUUGAGGCUAGUACCGGAGAGAGAUAGCGCCCUACAGUCAGAACUCCUCAAACAGGAAUCCAAUGAACGUCUACGCUACCAGUUUGCCAAGAAGGCCAACGUGGUCGGCCCUUGGAUUGAGAAUGUCACCAUGAAAGUGAACAACAUGUACCAGGAGAAGGGUGUCCUAGAAGACCAUCUUAGUCUCCUGAAGAGGAUUGAAAGAGAUGUCGUCGAUUACAAGAACCACAUGGACGAGCUUGAGAUGUACAACCAGUCAGUACAAGAAGCUAUGAUCUUUGAGAAUGAACACACGGAAUACACUAUGGAGACAGUUCGUGUUGGAUAUGAGCAGCUGAUGACAACAGUAAGGCGUCUCAUCAACGAGAUUGAGAACCAGAUCCUUACGAGGGACUCCAAGGGAAUCACUGAGGAGCAGUUUGAGAUGUUCAGACAAUCGUUUAAUAUAUUCGACAAGGACCACACCGGUAAGCUAGACCGCACUGAGUUCAAAUCGUGCCUGAUGUCCCUCAGUCUCUCCCCGCCUGACGACAAAUCGGGACGAAACCCUGAGUUUGACCGCAUCAUGGAUAGCGUAGAUCCCAACCAUGACGGACAUGUUACGUUUGAAGCCUUCUUGGAUUAUAUGUCCCGCGAGGCCACGGACACCGAUACAUCGGAACAAGUUAAGGGAUCCUUCAAAGUGCUGGCUGGAAAUAAGAACUACAUCACGAAAGAAGAUUUGAUGCGCGAGUUGCCCCCAGAUCAAGCGGAGUACUGCAUUGCCAGAAUGGCCCCUUACCAAGGACCAGAUGGCAGCCCCGGAGCUUUAGAUUAUAUGUCCUUCUCUACCGCCCUCUAUGGUGAGAGCGACUUGUAAGAGCUUUACAAAUAGUACAGUGUAGUUGAUGACAAAGUUAUUAUAUACAAAGGUGAAUUCAUGGUACUUUUAGUUGGAUGCCAACAGCUGUAGCAAGAGUGUAUAUUGGUUGGGUUCUUGUUUUUGUUUUUGUUUUUUUCCAUUUUUGUUUUUUUCCUUUCUUCCUCUAGUACCGAACUUCUUGUUUGAGAUCUGCUCUUUCACAUUUAGAUCAUUAGGUUUUAUUGUUUCUGUUUGUUGUUGUUGGUUUUAACUGAUGAGUUGGACGAGAGAUCUGGCAUUUUUUGUUAGUAGGCCAGUUGGUGUGAUAGAAGUUAUGCUGUGGGCUUCUCAAAUCAAUAUACAACGAAUAUUUACACAGAUGUAUAUUACACAAAUGUAUCAUAGAUGUUUUUUCUCCCCCUCCCCCCCUUCCUGACUCAUGCUGAUAUUUUAUUAGUCAGGGUUGGGUGCUCAUAGACUGGUCCCCUGUCUAACCUGCAUGGCACUGGUCUUACAAACCCAAUGUUUUUUUUUGGAUUGACAUACCAGGACCCAUACCUACCAGGGCCCAUAAUCAUAGAGCCGUUUAAGCCAAAAAAAGUAGAUAAGCGCAACAAAAAUAUGCUUACCAGGGUAAGUAAACAGCCAAAGUACCUUGUCACAUGCACAGUCUCUGACUUGUUUUGCUUAGCAAAAACUUUGUUAAGAAAAACUUUCUUCGGAAACUGCUCUAUGAAGUUGGGCCCAGACUGAUAGUGACACUACACACUUGGGUGGGUGUGGGUAGGCAUACACAUCCCAAUUGGGGACCCAUUACAAUGUACAGAAGAGUCCCCACUUGGGUGAGGGUCCCCAGUUGGUCAUUGUGUACAAAACGAAUGGGAGUUGUUGUCAAAAAGUAAAGUACAACCAAAAGAGGAAAAUAGGGUCCCCAGUUGGGUGAAGGUCCCCAGUUGGAGAUUGUGUACAACAACCAAUGGGAGUUGUUGCCAAACAGACUACAAACAAAAGAGGGACAAUAGGAGGUUCCUGAUUACAGAGUUUGUGUUUGUGUGUGUGUUAUGCAUCACCAAUUUUAUGGCAUGCAAGGUCAAAGGUCGACUGGUAACUACCAGAUUCUCAAGGCCAGUCUCUGGCUAUUUUCACGGGGGCCUCGGAGUGUGGUGUUUGGGCUGGGGUACUGUUACUUCCAAUGCUCCAUGAGUAUUCUAACAGGUGCUUGACGAACGAAGCCUUCUUUUCUCUAAGGCCAAGUUCUUGCUCAGGUUUUUCAACCAGUGGCAGCAUUACAAAGUCGCUGAAGUGUUUUGGUAGAUAGCAGUGAGAUUGUUCACUUUUUAUUGUGUCAUUUACUCCCAUAAAGAAGUCAUAAUAUUCAGAAAGAAAGUCUUGCCUUUUUUUGUUCAAGACAUGCUUUCAAUCUUAAUGCAGUUUAUUGUUUUAUAAGAUAUUCGUCAGUUGAUGUUUAUAUUUUGUUUCAUUCUCGUCACCAAACUACAUAUGUUUUUUUUUAGGUUUUUUUUAAUAAGUAGCAAAGACCCAAACCUAAUUGACUUCAAGCUUCCAGGGGGAAAUUUAUGAACCUCCAUCCUCCCUCCAAUGGUUAAUUCGUACCACCCUUUUAAAAUCAACUUUCUUUCCAAUAAAUUAUUUGUAAAAUAGAUUUAAGAUGUGCAGCAUUGAAGUGACAGUGUAGCUGUUUUAUAUUUUCAUUGAAUGAAUAAAUGUUAUUGGAGCAAUGUUGCGAUUUUAAAGUAACAAAUAACAACAAAACAACAAUUUAUAUGAACUUAAUAAAUAUUUAAUGGAGUCUUGUUCAGCAUCUAUCACAAUGGUUACAAAAAGCACUUCAUGUUGUCUCCCGGUUCAAGACCAUGUUACUCGCAUCUAAAACUCAAAUUUUUUCUCAAGGAUUUAAAUACUCAUUCUGGUGUCAUACAGAAUGAAGUUGGACUACUCAGCUUAGCCUCACAGACCACUCAACUGUGUCCGCUCUAACACACUUGUUUAGCGUUUAAAAAGAGUGUACAAUUUUAAACUGAGCUGGCUGCAAAGAGUUGGCUCCUCAUACCUGAGGCCUCCCGUUGCCUAUUUCAGGCUUUUUGAUGGUCACUCAGAUUUGGCCACUCACAUCUAAGGCUUUUUCUGGCGACUCAAAUUUGGCUGCUCGCACUUAAAGCAUCUCGCAGGUUACUCACAUACUUCAACCUUUUUUAUGUCACUUUUUUUAUGGCUACUCAGUUGAGGUUACUCACAUCUUAAGGCCUUUUGCUGGCUUAUCAAACCUGAGACUUAUUGCUUGCUCAGUUAUGGCUAUUCACAUCUGAGGCCUUUGCAGGCUUUUCACUUUUGCCUACUUCCACAUUAGACUUGUGGACAAGUCGUUAAUGGUCCCACGCGGUGAGAUAGUUGAGUUGUCACUGCUCUCGCGCGAACUGCUGGUUGCCGACUUCUACUCCCCAUAGUCGGGCAGCGCACAGUAGUCGCGCAACCACCAGUUCGCGCGGAGAGCACCUCUUUCACUUGAGUCAUUUUACUUGCUACUUGUUUUUCUGCCUACUCAGCCAUAGUCAAGUAGCGAAUGCAUAUCGGCAUAUAAUGUAUGAUUUAGGCAGAAUAAUCACAUUUGAUCCUGACUUUACCCAACCCACCUCAUGGACUGCUUGUAUUUGAUGGAUUUGCUCUGUACUCUAGCCAUCCACUCUUGGCAUGAGACCAGGCUGAUGAAUCUUAUCACAGUCCACACAUUUUUGGGCGUUGAGUUUUAGAACAGAGUGGCAAACAUUGAUGGAUUUGGGACAGUAAAGGGCCAGUCACACUGAAGCAAUAAACGAAAACGAUAACAAUCACGCUAACAAUGCGCACCCUCGAUUGGUUGAACAAACGUGCGCGUAGUCUGCGCGAAGCAAUUCAACCAAUAGAACUGCUUUUGCAUGUUUUGCUAAACUGAUGAUAUCUGAAGUGUUGUCAGUGCAGUGAUGUGACGUUAAACAGUUCUCUGAUAUCCAGUAUACAUCAUCAUGGAAUCAGACCUGUGUACAACAUACUCUGUUUAUAGUUUGCUUUGAACCCGGUUAGUUGGUUUUACCACUUAGUUAGAUAACUAUCAACUUAUAGUUCAUUGCUUAGUUUAGAUAUUUAGUUAUUUCAGGGAUAAUAGUAAUGGGAUUGGUUACAAGUUUGUUAUAUAUUUCCGUUUGCAUAAAAAGCAAGAUUAACUAUAAACAAAUUCUUUAAAAUUACUCAUUUUUAUUUACUGUUUACGACUGAUGGUGAUUGUUAACAUUUUUGUUUGUAGAUUUAAGAUGUAUUAACUAAAUCUUAAAGAAAGAAAAAAACUAUACCAAAUAAGAGUUUAAAAAAUGAAUUAUGAUUAUGGAAAAAAGAUUUAAGCAGUGCCUUACCUCAUCAUUUGUACGGUAGUGGUGAGCCCCGUAAUUGAGAGUUUAUUCGUUAGCCACAUUUUGAAAUAUCUAAAUGUAUGCUCGCAGAAUUCAACAGUAAUGCAAAUAAUAAAUGGCAAAGUAGUCUGCUGAAGGGAAGAGUUAGACAUUGCUGUGACAGUUAACCGGUUGUCUCUUUUAGGCGUCGUUGUACAAAAUGUUUUUAAGUUUACUACCAGAAGCUGUAAUCUUUGCUUGAGUCUUUGUUUUUUUGCUCGUGUAGAACUCAAAGAUAAUGUGACAAAACCCAGCUGUAAAAUUGCAUGAUGAGAUUUGAUGUCUUGUCCAGUAGUAAAGACAACCGCCCACAAUUAAUUAUAACUUUGCAUUGGUUGUUUCAAAUGGUGCUUUAUAACCAGCAAAUCCAGAUAUAGCUUGAUUUCCCGUAUUAUUGCGUUUAUUUUUAUAUUAGUCUCAAUAGACCGUAUUGAACAUGACGUCACCGUUCAAAUAUCUGCCCUACAACAUGGCGUCUAUAAGCUUGGUGCGUAAGUGUGUGCGUGCAUGUGCCGUAGAAAUCAAUCGCCAGUGAGGGAGCCAUUUUGUGACGCCAUAUGCAAGGGCUCUAUGAAACAUUGAAUAAAUCUAAAUUUAUGAUAGCCAAGUCAAAUGGAAAUUCCUGAAAGCAUCAGAUCCCAAAUUCAUGGCUCUGCACUGUCUCACCAUUCUUUGCUUACAGGGUUAAGCGCUGAAUUUCUGCGCUUGUUUGAGCAACGAAUGCCUAGUCAUGAAGGACUUCGCACAAACAUAAAUUCCUGAAAACCUGUGAAAUAUGCUAAGCACGAAAUUUCCUGCUUCCGUAAGCACCAAUACUAUGCUUAUGGUAAGUAGUGCCAUGAAAUUGGGCCCAGGGCAAGUUUGAUGUAGAAGAGUUUAAAUGUUAAAUUUCUACCCUUUCCUUGGAUGUUAAAAUAAUCUUGUUUAAGCUAAUACAAUGGAUUUUACACUUGAUUCUCAAAUGUUGAUCCACUCUUUAAUGUAUAAUCAUUUCAUGAAUUCUUUUUGUUUAGAGUUUACUAUUAUUGCCUUCAUAAUUCAUAUGAACGUUUAUUUUCACAAUUAAGAAAUGUAAUUUCACAACAAAUUUUUUAACAGUUUGUUCAUAAUGAACCUCAAUUCAAAUAAUGCAAGAAAAUAUAUAUUCUGUUGAUAGUUGGGGUUUUUUGGGUACACUUUGUUUAGAGUAAACAGUAAUUAGAAUUAAGUGGCUUUAAUCUGUGGAUACAAACUGUUUGGUUGUCAAACUAAUUUUUCCUGCACUAAUAAAUUUGUAGCGAAAUGAGCUCAAUGAAGUAAUUUGUUAAAUAAAACUCUGACAAUCUAAAACAAUUCCUUGAGGCUGGAGCCCUCUUGAAAAAGUCUUUAAUUAUUUUAGAAUUAGAAACUGUACAUCCUCAUCAGGGCAAUGUACAGCAAAUCUACAAUAAACAAAUACUGAAUCACAUCAUUAACGGAAACCUCCAUUAAAGAAAUUGAGUUAAAAUUCCGGCCGCUGAAAUUCUGAAACUAUGCAUCUUCUUUUUUCAGAGAGUGAGUCUGUUUAAAUUGUCAUAACUUGGGUCAUUUAAGGUAUUGGAUGAGCGGUUGAUCAGCAGCACCACUGGCUUGUAAUUCAAUGAAAAGCAUUUGGGUUCACUGUUAAGGAAAUACAUGGGGGUAACAGGUGUGAGUUGGUAAAGAAAAAAAGGAUGUAUUGUUUCGGGUUUUUUUCUUUAAUGGAGUUUUCUUGUAAUUGUUGUUUUAUUUGUGGCCUGUAUUUUGUGUGCCUCUGACAGUAGGCAGUUAGGAUGUUGCUUCAAUCUUUCAAUAUUCUUCUCUCCUAUGUCACUCCAGCCCAAAUUGUUUAGGCUUGGAUAAGAUAGGAAUGCAUGACCCAGUGAUAAAUCUUUUUGAAAGAGAGAGGCCAACCGACGCAGCCUCAGUCUUUCGGAAUCUGUACUUAAAAGGAAUUUGCAGUAUUUUUCGUUGGCAUGAGGGUGUUUGUUGACCAAAUUUAUGAGAUUCAAAACAAGUAAAUAAACUGUUUUUUCCCUUUUUUCUUUUAAUUCAUCAUUUUUGACUUGUAUGCGUUGUAAAACACUUCACUUCCAUGUCAAUGUUUUGUUGUUGUUUUUUUGUUUUUUUCAAGUGAUAUGAAAGCCCUGAAUAAUUUGUCAAGCUCAGGAAAGUGAAGGUUAACUGUAAACUUAUGGGCAUUUUCCAAACUUGUUCCAUGUCCAAAUUGACGGCCUCAGCUAUGGCUACUGCUGGAUUUCGACAUCAUGCGUUGAAGUAUGGGAUGUCCUUAGCAACAGCCUUGACAACAGUCGUAGCCAUAACUGUAGCGGCCAUUUUGGAUAUGACUUGGGCUCAAGCUUCAGCUGGUUGGGCUCCAUCUUUAAUUUUGGAGCAGUUUGUUCAUGUUACAUACAGUGGUUCAGCAUCAAACACACUGGAACCAGCCUAAAUUGAGGUUGGGCAAAAGCCCCCCAUGUAUCUCAAUCAUUUUGUGACUAUUUCGUUAUAGAAUUAGCCCUUUUUAACUUUUUGUUUAAUAAUCAGGAUUAACAGCACCGGCAUGUAGUUUUAGAAUGCAACCCUUUGUUUUCAGAACCACCUAAUCUACCUUUAUGUAAAUUGAAAGAUUUAAAUAUAGUUAUUGUUUGGGUAAAAAAAAUGUAGUUUAGUUUGAAUAACCUUCUGCUGCAUUAUGACAAACUCUUGAGUAUUUUUGAAGUGGUUUGAAUAUGCAGAAGCAUGUUGGGGAAUGGAGUGUUCUCUAGUGUACCUUGCAUUGUAUUGAGUACUGGGGAAAACUAAUAAUAAAAACAAUAAAUUACUUAUAAUUAUACAAAUACUAAGUAUUAGAAUGGGAAUUGGGGACAGCUUGUAAUAAAUAACUAUUAAUUUUGGUUAUGAAUUCAGUAUGUCAAUAUGGUUUUGAUGUUUUGUGUUUGUCUCGUUUAAGACUUGUAUAAUAAGUUGACACACAAAAGUUAUAAUUUUUGGAUUUCUGUAAAUAGUAGGUUGGUUUCUUUACACUGCUUUGAGUGUACUCUGUUGAAAUGAAAACCCUGCUUAGUGCAACAGAGGAUACAAGCGUUGUAAAGUGAACUGGUUCCAAUUUUAUAGAGCUGCUUAUUAAGCACAAAAAAGUCACUAAGCAUAACCACUAUUGCUUAGCAAAUACGGUUACCAGCUUGAAUUCUAUGGCACAUGUACCAUCUGCCACUGGCAGCCUGUUGUUUUUUGCUUAGCAGAAAUGUGCUAAGCAUUAUUUUCUGCUUGAGCAUCUCUGUGAACAAAAUAAUCAGGAGUAAACUCUAGUCAAUAAGAAUUCAAAAUAUGUUCUUAAAUGCUCACUUGAUUUUGUACUUUUGUGCAACAACCGAUAAUUAUAGAUAAAUUAGAACAAAAUAACGAUCAAGUAUAGUCGGGGAUUUGUAGACAUAACUUUUAUUGUUAGUAUUUUUUUUCUUUCUACAUUUCAAACCAUGAAUUGCCAAGAUGACAAUAAUGUUUUUCCCCCAAUGUGUAUUUUCUGUACUAUGCAAAUUGACUCAUUAAACCCGCCUGCAAUCUUCCCAUGA
Molecule: messenger RNA, 9809 nt
Organism: Asterias rubens (European starfish)
Lineage: Eukaryota; Metazoa; Echinodermata; Asteroidea; Forcipulatida; Asteriidae
Product: alpha-actinin-4-like
Exons: 23
Coding region: 125-2815 (896 amino acids)
Biological process (GO): muscle cell development; actin cytoskeleton organization
Cellular component (GO): cell junction; cortical actin cytoskeleton; plasma membrane
Molecular function (GO): actin filament binding; calcium ion binding
Source: RefSeq, a predicted model, not a curated record